Messenger RNA from Jaculus jaculus (lesser Egyptian jerboa), 1694 nucleotides. It is a transcript of the gene Dph6, whose product is annotated as diphthamine biosynthesis 6. The record is from RefSeq and is a predicted model, not a curated record. Gene Ontology annotation, biological process: protein histidyl modification to diphthamide. Bases 30 to 806 code for a protein of 258 amino acids. The transcript is spliced from 9 exons. Gene Ontology annotation, molecular function: diphthine-ammonia ligase activity. NCBI's taxonomy places the organism in Eukaryota, Metazoa, Chordata, Mammalia, Rodentia, Dipodidae.
CGCACGCACGCACGCGCAGUGAGCUCAGCAUGAGGGUCGUGGGCCUGAUCAGUGGUGGGAAGGACAGCUGUUAUAAUAUGAUGCAGUGCAUUGCUGCGGGGCAUCAGAUUGUUGCUUUAGCAAAUCUAAGACCCAAUGAAAACCAAGUGGAUUCUGAUGAGCUGGAUAGCUACAUGUAUCAGACAGUAGGUCAUCAUGCCAUUGACCUGUAUGCAGAAGCGAUGGCUCUGCCACUGUACCGCAGAACCAUCACAGGAAGGAGUUUGGAUACAGGACGAGUGUACACCAAAUGUGAAGGCGAUGAGGUUGAAGAUCUCUAUGAACUUCUAAAACUUGUUAAGGAAAAAGAAGAAGUAGAAGGGGUAUCAGUUGGUGCUAUACUUUCUGACUAUCAACGUGUUCGAGUAGAAAACGUGUGUGAAAGACUUGAUCUCCAACCUCUAGCUUACCUGUGGCAGAGGAACCAGGAAGAUUUGCUUCGAGAGAUGAUAGCCUCUAAUCUUUGUGCGGUGAUCAUCAAGGUGGCAGCAUUAGGUUUAGAUCCAUAUAAGCAUCUUGGAAAAACUCUGGAUGAAAUGGAGCCUUAUCUUUUAGAGCUUAAUAAGAAGUAUGGAGUCCAUGUAUGUGGAGAAGGUGGAGAGUAUGAAACAUUCACUUUGGAUUGCCCUCUAUUUAAGAAGAAAAUAAUUGUGGAUUCCUCAGACGUGGUCAUCCACUCUGCUGAUGCAUUUGCACCUGUGGCUUAUCUGCGCCUUGAAGGGUUGCACUUGGAGGAAAAGGCAAGUAAAGGUGUCUCCAGUACCUGACAACAAUGAAAGAUCUAAUUAUAUACAUAAUUCUUGAAGUAUAUCUUGUAGCUUCUAAAUUAUUAUGACCACCAUUCUUAUAUUUUUCACUUUUUUAAAAAAAUACACAUUUUGAAGAAAAAGAAAAAUUUACAUUUUAUAAAAUUUAUGAAAGCAUUAACUGGGAAAUUCCAGUGUUUGCUCAUGAAUAUCUCCAACCUCUUCUGCUUUUACUUCCUCUUGUUAGUAUAUCCCUUCUAUAUCCUUUUAUGAAAUGUCUCUUUAUUUUCUGUUUGUUUACUGUCAACUCUCAUUUGCAUAACAUCACUUUCAUAAUAUAAUUUUCUUUCUCCUCUUUCUUUCAUUCUUUCCACCAAUAUUAUGAAGCAUCAGAAAAUGAAGAUUAUUGUAUUUGCCAAUCAAAUUUAAUUAGAUGUCACCAAAGUGAUAUAUCAUUAUUGUUUUUGACAUAUUCAAAAAUUCAGCAUUACUAGACAAUUAAAAAGAAUAACAUUGCUUACUGUUUUGUUACAACUGAUUUUAAAAUUGUAAUUUUUAAGUAUUACUUAUGUGGCUCUUAGAAGAAAAAAAAUUAAAUAGACUAUGCUUUUAGUUUUAUAGCAUUGUUGGUUAGAAAUUAUUCAGUGCCAUUAUGUACUCUGUGUUCUACAAGAUCAACACCAUCUACCAGAUGGUACACUUGCUGCAACUGACAACCCUACUUUAUACAUGUUUAUCAUCAAAAGUCCAUAGUGUAGGCAUGGUGACUUUUGCCUAUAAUCCCAGUAUUUGGCAGACUGAGGCUAAAAGAAUCAAAGUUUGGGCUGGAGAGAUGGCUUAGUGGUUAAGCGCUUGCCUGUGAAGCCUAAGGACCCCAGUUUGAGGCUCAGUUCCCCAGGUCCCAUGUUA